Messenger RNA from Engraulis encrasicolus (European anchovy), 5519 nucleotides. RefSeq names its product Niemann-Pick disease, type C1 (gene npc1). Gene Ontology annotation, biological process: cholesterol homeostasis; intestinal cholesterol absorption. Bases 66 to 3908 code for a protein of 1280 amino acids. The transcript has 25 exons. NCBI's taxonomy places the organism in Eukaryota, Metazoa, Chordata, Actinopteri, Clupeiformes, Engraulidae. Gene Ontology annotation, molecular function: lipid carrier activity; cholesterol binding. Gene Ontology annotation, cellular component: plasma membrane. The record is from RefSeq and is a predicted model, not a curated record.
GACAACACACAGUUGGAGACAGCCCAUCCCGAGUAAGCUCCUGGCCGAAUUACCUCUUGGAAGGCAUGGGGCUUUCCGUGGAAAAGCACGUCUUCCUUUUUUAUUCACUGAUAAUUGUAUUGGCAGGGACACACCAGUUGGUGCGGGCACAGAGCUGUGUGUGGUAUGGCGAAUGCGGCGAUUCCCCAAAUGUCCCCGAAAAGAAGCUCAACUGCAACUACACAGGGCCUGCCAUUCCCCUGCCAGAGGACGGGCACCAACUCCUUAAGGACUUGUGUCCAGGUUUGGACUAUGGCAACAGGGCAGUGUGCUGUGAUGUUCAACAGCUGAAGACACUAAAGGGAAGUCUACAGGUGCCGUCGCAGUUCCUCUCCAGGUGCCCGGCAUGUUACAAGAACCUGAUGAACCUCUUCUGCGAGCUUACGUGCAGUCCAAGACAGAGUGAUUUUCUUAAGGCCACAGCGUUUUCUGAUUACCAAAAUGGGACCCAAAAUGUGCUGACGGUCAGCUACUACAUCGGCCAAUCCUUCGCCAAUGCAAUGUACAACGCUUGUAAGGACGUGCAGGCCCCCUCCAGCAAUGUGAAUGCCCUGUCUAUCCUGUGUGGCAAGACUGCCAGCGAGUGCACCCCCACCAACUGGAUUGAGUACAUGUUUGACAUCAACAAUGGCCAGACACCUUUUGAAAUUGAUCCAAUCUUCUCAGACAACUCCACCGCGGGCAUGCAGCCCAUGAACAACCACACGUGGGGCUGCGACGAGGGCCUGGACGACGGCUCGGGCCCUUGCUCCUGCCAGGACUGCAGCGCCACCUGCGGGCCAAGCCCCGUGCCCCCGCCUCAGCCCCAGCCUUGGCUCAUCUUUGGCAUGGACGCCAUGAACGUCAUCAUGGGCAUCUCCUACACGCUGUUCCUGCUCAUCCUCAUCGCAGCCGUGGUUGGAGUCUGGUGCUAUAGGAAAAAGACAGUUAUGUCAGAGUAUGCCCCCAUCCUUGGCAGCAACGUUGGUCCUUCCCUCGGCAAUGAUGGCAAGGAUUUAUCAUCGGUGGCGUCGAGCUGUGACACGCUGGGCGAGCGCUUCGAGAACUCCCUGCGCGUGGCGUUCACGUGGUGGGGCUCGCUGUGCGCCCGGCGGCCGCUGCCGGUGGUGCUGCUGACCCUGGUGGUGGUGGCGGCCUGCUCGGCUGGCCUCUACAACAUGCAGAUCACCACCGACCCCGUGGAGCUCUGGUCCUCGCCCGCCAGCCAGGCGCGCCGCGACAAGGACUACUUCGACACCCACUUCGGGCCCUUUUUCCGCACCGAGCAGCUCAUCAUCACCACCACCCUGGCGCCCGACGAGCCCUUCUCGCCCACCUCGGGGCCUGACGUGCCCUUCGGGGCCCCGCUACGCAAGGAUGUCUUGCACCAGGUCCUAGACUUGCAAACAGACCUUGAGAACAUUGAGGCGACCUUUGAGGGCGAGAAGGUCACGCUCAAGGACAUCUGCCUGUCCCCGCUCGCUCCCUACAACAGCAACUGCACCAUCCUCAGUGUCCUCAACUACUUCCAGAACAGCCACGAAGUGCUGGAGCACCAGUUCGCGGAUGAGUUCUAUGUGUACGCGGACUACCAUACCCAUUUCCUCUACUGCGUCAGCUCCCCGACCUCCCUGAAUGACAUCAGCAAGCCCCAUGACCCCUGCUUGGGUACCUACGGUGGCCCAGUGUUCCCAUGGCUGAUUUUGGGAGGCUAUGAUGCCACCAACUAUAACAACGCCACAGCACUAGUCAUCACGUUUCCUGUGAACAACUACCACAAUGACUCAAAGAGGCUGGGCAAAGCACUGGCCUGGGAGACAGAGUUCAUCCGGUUCAUCCAGAACUACUCCAACCCCAACCUCACCAUCGCCUACAACUCCGAGCGCAGCAUAGAGGACGAGAUCAACCGCGAGAGCGCCAGUGACAUCACCACCAUAGCCAUCAGCUACGCCAUCAUGUUCCUCUACAUCUCCUUGGCCCUCGGACACAUACAGAGCUGCGGUCGUCUGCUGGUGGACUCCAAGAUCUCUCUGGGCAUUGCCGGCAUCAUGAUCGUGUUGAGCUCGGUCGCCUGCUCACUGGGCAUCUUCAGCUACGCUGGCGUGCCGCUCACCCUCAUCGUUAUUGAGGUCAUCCCCUUCCUCGUUCUCGCGGUCGGCGUUGACAACAUCUUCAUCAUCGUGCAGACUUAUCAGCGAGACAUCCGGUACCAAAAUGAGGAGGUGGACCAGCAGAUUGGCCGGAUACUGGGAGAAGUGGCCCCCAGCAUGCUUCUCUCUUCCUUCUCAGAGACCGUGGCGUUCUUCUUGGGCGCCCUGUCCAACAUGCCGGCGGUGCGCACCUUCUCCCUGUUUGCUGGCCUGGCCAUCCUCAUCGACUUCAUGCUGCAGAUCAGCUGCUUCAUCAGCCUGUUGGCCCUGGAUGUCAAGAGGCAGGAGAGCAAUCGUCUGGACAUCUUGUGUUGCGUGAAGUUGUCAGACCAGCAGGGGGAUCCGAGCGACGGCUUGCUCUUCCGCUUCUUCAAGAAGGUGUACGCUCCGUUCGUACUCAAGGAAUGGGUGCGGCCCCUUGUGGUGGCGUUGUUUGUGGGCAUUCUAUCCUUCAGCAUAGCGUCCGUCAACAAAGUGGAAGUGGGCCUAGAUCAGACCCUCUCCAUGCCUGACGAUUCCUUUGUGCUGGACUACUUCGGCAACCUGACGAAGUACCUGCACACUGGCGCACCUGUGUACUUUGUGGUAGAAGAGGGCUACGACUACCGAACUAGCGAGGGGCAAAACCAAGUGUGCGGCGGCGUGGGCUGCAACAACGACUCUCUGGUGCAGCAGCUCUACAUCGCUUCCCUCAUGAGCAACUACACUAAGAUUGCCUACACGCCGUCCUCCUGGCUCGAUGACUACUUUGACUGGGUGAAGCCACAGUCCAGCUGCUGCAGAUAUUACAACACAUCAGGGGCCUUCUGCAACGCCUCAGUGGUGUCAAGUGAGUGUAUGCCAUGCAGAGACCUGACGCCGAGUGGCAAGGAGAGACCCACUGGCAACGACUUCAUGAGGUUCCUGCCCAUGUUCCUCAUCGACAACCCCAACAUCAACUGUGGCAAAGGUGGGCAUGCGGCGUAUGCCACAGCGGUGGACCUGAUCGGCAACGACACCAACGUGGGCGCCACCUACUUCAUGACGUACCACACCAUCCUCACCAAGUCGCCCGACUUCAUCACCGCCAUGAAAAUGGCCCGCGAGCUGGCCGACAACAUCACGCUCAGCAUGCGGCAGGAGGGCAAGGACUACCGGGUGUUCCCCUACAGCGUCUUCUACGUGUUCUACGAGCAGUACCUGACGAUCGUGUACGACACGGCGCUGAACCUGUGCGCGUCGCUGGCGGCCAUCUUCGUGGUGACGUCGGUGCUGCUGGGCUUCCAGUUCUGGUCGGCGUUCCUGGUGAGCCUCACCAUCGCCAUGAUCCUGGUCAACAUGUUCGGCGUCAUGUGGCUGUGGGGCAUCAGCCUCAACGCCGUCUCCCUCGUCAACUUGGUCAUGAGUUGUGGUAUCUCUGUUGAGUUCUGCAGUCACAUAGUGCGGGCGUUCUCCACCAGCACCAAGGGCUCAAGGGUGGAGAGGGCAGAGGAGGCACUGGCACAUAUGGGCAGCUCGGUGUUCAGUGGCAUCACGCUGACCAAGUUCGGAGGCAUCCUGAUCCUGGCCCUGUCGAAGUCGCAGAUCUUCCAGGUGUUCUACUUCCGUAUGUACCUGGCCAUCGUGUUGCUGGGCGCCACCCACGGCCUCAUCUUCCUACCCGUCCUACUCAGUUAUGCAGGCCCAUCUGUAAAUAAAGCUAAAAUACUUGCCGCAUCCGCACGCGUCACAGGCACAGAGAGAGAAUGGCUCCUAAACUAGCCUGUGUGCAAUAGUUUGUCGCACAAUAUGCGAGACAGAACACUGCAGCAUCCAUCACAGAGUACAAAGCUGAUCGAUGGACACACACACACACACACACACACACACACACACACACACACACACACACACACACACACACACACACACACACACACACACACACACACACACACACACACACACACACACAAUAAGUCAAGUCCUUACCUUGCAAAGCUGCUCAUGUACGGAAGAUCGUGGGACAUCUGACCAUUUUGGGCAUUUGUGUUUUUAUGAACAUUUUCCCCCCUCACCUUCCUACCCUCUUGAUCCCAUGGAGGGGGACUUACUGAAAGCUUCCAUACAGAGACUGUACUGUCCACCAGUUGUUUCCAGAAGUAAAGGAUGCUAUGUGGGCGGAAAGUACCGCAGCUUCCUGUAGGAGACAAACGAUGUCACUAACAUAGUUUUUAACCAACGGUGUUUCUGUUUUGAAAAACGGGAAAUGUAUAUAAGAACUACAAAUAAUAAUCUGUAAUGUUUUUUUUUGUUUCUAUUUAUAUUUUGUUUUAAAUGUUCUGUACAACUGUGUCGUCAGCAAUAGUAAGCAAUAAGAACCCCCUCGUGAUCGAAAAGAUCAUCCAGAAGAUAUCCAAAAAAGAAAAAGUGCAUCCAAGUUUUAAUUUUAAUUCAAGUGUACACUUUGGGGUGUUAUCCAUCUCUGAGCUAGUGCAAGGACUGACACUAUGUCCCCAAGUAAAACCACUGAUAUUAUGUAUUUGAUUUGCUAAACGAUUUCAGGCUUCCAAUGGUUAAUCUUAAUGUGGUACAUGUAUUUUCUUUUUAACUUGUUUUAUGAGUUUUGAUCUUCAUGCAAUUAUGUGCAUUCGCCUAGCAAUUCCAGAUAGGCAAAAUACUCAGUGGCUAUGAAUGUGGUUAUGUAUUGUUUGCUUUUUUGUUAUCAUGGUUACGUUUUGUAAAAAAAAUCCACCAUCUGUUGAACACACGAAAGUCCCAAGGUGGUACUUUGGCAGUGACAAAUCAGAGUACUGGUUCAGUCAGAGACGACUGAGAGGAGGUGAGCAUGAUCCAAUCAAGAUUUGUCCUAAAUAUAAUCUUUGUUCUGCUCCGUCAGAUAUGUUCAUUGCUUCAGUUACUGUAGCAAUUUGGGUCUAGUGUUUUAUGGGAUUUAGGCCUUACUUGACUGUUAAUGUUAAAGUUACGGUAGACCUGAUGGUAAGGCCCACCAGUUAUGGACAAGCCAAGAGUUUGGUUACAGUGGGUUUAUAGUACCUCAGAGCCCAUUGGGUGUGGGAGAGGGUUAUUUUAAUUGCAUUCGGUUUAAAGGUUCUAGCAUGGAAUCAGUCCAGCACCACACUUUGUUUAUGAAAGUGUAAAGUACUGGACACAGAUCCCUGGUCAUGGCUUUAUUUGCAGUUGCUUGUUGAAGCACAGGUCAGUAACCAACAAUGCUGAGCAUUGAGAUAUUACCAAGUAUAAUAUUGUGUAGACAACCAUGUGUGUAAAGCUACUCUCUUAAAACAAACUUAAAAGAUGCAGCAGGAUAGGUUUUCAUUUCUAGAUUUCUAUGACUUUGUUUUGAAAAUAAAAGCUUUUACUAAUUUUUAA